Rhizophagus irregularis DAOM 181602=DAOM 197198 is the source of this 1181-nucleotide messenger RNA. Lineage: Eukaryota; Fungi; Glomeromycota; Glomeromycetes; Glomerales; Glomeraceae. The record is from RefSeq and is a predicted model, not a curated record.
GUUGUGACACAUAGAAGUAAGUCCAUUAUCAUACCAACGUACAGAUUUAAAUUGUGAUCUCGAUCAUAUCAAAAUUUCCUAUAUAAAGUUUAAGGUUUCGACAGUUUUUUCUUUUUGAAACGUCUUAUAGAGAAAAAAAAAAAAGGUUUUUUUUUUCUUCAGAAUAUGAAUAACAACACGUUGGAAAACUCGUUUAGUACGAGUUAUGAAGAACUUAAUUUUAUAGAAAAAGCAUGGACGGAUUAUUUUAAUUUAUUUGAAAAGGAAGCGAUAGCGACAGCAAUAAUCGCUUUUGUUUUGCAUGAAAUUGUUUAUUUUGGUCGUUGUGUUCCGUUUAUUAUCGCAGACUAUAUACCAAGUUUCGCCAAGUAUAAAUUGCAACCAGCCAAAGUUAAUACGGCAAAAGAACAAUGGAUAUGUUUAAAGUCAGUGUUAACUAGUCAUUUUUUAAUGGAAUUACCAUUAAUUUUUGGAUUUCAUCCUAUAGCAACAUUCUUUGGUAUGGACAUUACAACAGUACCAUUUCCACAUUGGCAAACUAUAUGUUAUCAAGUAGCAUUAUUUUUUGUAAUGGAAGAUACUUUUCAUUAUUGGUUCCAUAGACUGUUACAUUAUGGUCCUUUUUACAAAUAUAUUCAUAAACAACAUCACGAAUAUUCUGCUCCAUUUGGUUUGGCAGCAGAAUAUGCACAUCCACUCGAAGUACUUAUUUUAGGUACAGGCACAAUAGGAGGACCAUUAUUAUGGGUAUCAAUUACGCAUAAUUUACAUCUUAUAACAGUAUUUAUUUGGAUUAGCUUAAGAUUAUUUCAAGCUAUUGAUGCACAUUCUGGUUAUGACUUUCCUUGGUCCUUAAGGCACUUUUUACCAUUUUGGGCGGGAGCUGAACACCACGAUUAUCAUCAUAUGGCUUUCGUUAAUUGUUUCUCUACAUCAUUUAGAUGGUGGGAUUAUUUAAUGGGUACUGAUUUAAAAUAUAAAGCUUAUAGACAAAAGAGACAAACGCAAGCUGAUGAGUUAAAAGCUGCCGCUGCUAACGGUAGUACGUCUGCUUCAUCUGAUAUUAAGAAAACUAAUUAAAUAUUUAUUUGUAUUUGGAUUAAUUGUAUUUUGUAUAUCAUUUAUUAUCUAAAAUGUAAACAAUAAUGAUUUAUUUUGUUUUAAACCAUAAAAAUUAAAAG